AUCUGUGGUCACGUGGAAAAAUCUACAGACUUCCGGUUGUGGGCGACGUUGUAUGCAUUGCGCAUGCGCGAGUAAUAGGCAACGUCAUCACUUCGCCAUAGCUCUACGUGUAUCUUUAGGAGCUGCGUGUAUCAGAGCCAGUGCUAGCAAGUGUAGUUCAUUCGGCUUUGGACAGCUUCACGAAGACCGUUGUGAUGGAUCAGGUAAUGCAGUUCGUGGAGCCAGGACGGCAGUUUGUGAAGGACUCCAUAAGACUGGUGAAGAGAUGUACAAAACCUGACAGGAAAGAGUUUCAGAAGAUUGCCAUGGCCACAGCGAUUGGUUUUGCAAUCAUGGGCUUCAUUGGGUUCUUCGUCAAGCUCAUCCACAUCCCCAUUAACAACAUCAUUGUUGGUGGUUAAACUGUGCACUGGAGACUGAACUGCUGGACUUGUGCCUUGCAUAGGUUUUAUUUUUUUCUUGUAUGUAUGUAAAUUAAAGUAUUUACAAAUUCUUGUUUUUUCUUUGCAAGAAUGUGCCACACACUCUCUACAAACUGUAUUUGCGUGGCUUGUAUUGUAUAAAAAACUUUUUACAUAUA
Messenger RNA from Pangasianodon hypophthalmus (striped catfish), 580 nucleotides. Its product is annotated as protein transport protein Sec61 subunit gamma. Gene Ontology annotation, cellular component: Ssh1 translocon complex; membrane. The transcript has 4 exons. Lineage: Eukaryota; Metazoa; Chordata; Actinopteri; Siluriformes; Pangasiidae. Gene Ontology annotation, biological process: post-translational protein targeting to membrane, translocation; protein targeting. Bases 195 to 401 code for a protein of 68 amino acids. Gene Ontology annotation, molecular function: transmembrane protein transporter activity. The record is from RefSeq and is a predicted model, not a curated record.